Erigeron canadensis is the source of this 1410-nucleotide messenger RNA. Its product is annotated as lactosylceramide 4-alpha-galactosyltransferase-like. The transcript has a single exon. Bases 1 to 1410 code for a protein of 469 amino acids. The record is from RefSeq and is a predicted model, not a curated record. NCBI's taxonomy places the organism in Eukaryota, Viridiplantae, Streptophyta, Magnoliopsida, Asterales, Asteraceae.
AUGGAAUUCAUCAACAACAAGCGAUCUGUAUUCGCAUUAAUCUCACUUAUUUUCCUUUUCUUGUUAUCUUCUAACGGCGUUUCCAUUUUUUCCGUCAAGAUUCCUUCAUUCUCAUCAUCAUCAUCCUCCACCGCCAGACCUUCAAGAAACUUGAUCUCAUUACCAAAUCAUGAAACCCCAUCUCAAAUCUUGAACACCCAUUUCAUAUCUCAAACCCUUUCGCCGGAAUCACCACUUUCCGGUGCCGGAAAUCCAAGAAACUUCAUCUCCGGCGAAACCCAUAACAUACGAAAUACUUACCCGGAUGUAAAUCCGGGUCUUGAUCCGAAUACCCUUUUGCCCCAUUUACGUAAAUCCCACAGCUUUGAGAUCGUAUCCGAGAAUUUAUCCGAAAGCCGUAACAAGCAAAUCUUGAAAAUGUUGACCGCGUUUGGGUCCACGCGCCGUCGCAGGGGUGAAGAGUUUCCGGCGAGGGUGAAAGAAUUUUACAGUAGCAAGAAAAGCAAUGAAACAUCGGUAACUUCUUCAUGUAAGGUGAAGUUCUUUAUGACAUGGAUAUCUUCAUUGAAUUCUUUUAAUGAACGAGCAUUUCAUUGUAUCGAAUCGAUAUUCAAAACACAUCCGAAUGCGUGUGUUUUAAUCGUAUCGAAUUCGCUUGAUUCGAUUAAAGGAAGACAAAUCUUGAAACCCUUUACAGAAAAAGGGUUUAAAGUGAUAGCAAUAUCGCCAGAUUUCGAGUUCUUGUUUAAGAACACAAUGGCCGAAAGUUGGUUUUCGAAGUUAGUUAGAGGUCAUAUUCAUCCUGGUGUGACUCCAAUAGGCCAAAACUUGUCAAAUUUAUUGAGGUUUAGUUUGUUGUAUAAAUAUGGUGGAGUUUAUAUAGAUUUUGAUAUAAUGAUCUUGAAAAGUUUUGCAAAGUUAAAGAACUCAAUUGGAGCGAUAACAAUUGAUCCGAAUACGAAAAAUUGGAGUAGAUUGAACAAUGCAGUUCUGGUUUUUGAUAAGAUGCAUCCAUUGGUAUAUAAAUUCAUUGAAGAAUUUGCAUUAACUUUUAACGGUAACAAAUGGGGUCACAAUGGUCCUUAUUUGAUUUCAAGGGUGGUUUCAAGGUUACAAGGAAGGCCAGGAUUCAAUUUUACUGUUUUACCCCCUACCGCGUUUUAUCCUGUGAAUUGGGACAAGGUUCGGGUUCUGUUUCGUGGGGCUAAAAACGAGACAGAAUCGAAACUGUUGAAGACCAAGUAUGAGCAGAUGCGGAACCAAAGUUAUUCGGUUCAUCUUUGGAAUAAGCAGAGUAGAUGGUUUCAUAUUGAAGAGGGGAGUAUUGUGAGGAAGAUUUUGUCAGAUUAUUGUGUUUUUUGCAAUGCAACUAGCCAUGAUGUUAUUGCAACUACUGCUAUAGAAGAUUAG